Molecule: messenger RNA, 5897 nt
Organism: Cyclopterus lumpus (lumpfish)
Lineage: Eukaryota; Metazoa; Chordata; Actinopteri; Perciformes; Cyclopteridae
Gene: suco
Product: SUN domain containing ossification factor
Exons: 25
Coding region: 220-4530 (1436 amino acids)
Biological process (GO): regulation of bone remodeling; protein folding in endoplasmic reticulum
Cellular component (GO): membrane; cytoplasm
Source: RefSeq, a predicted model, not a curated record
AGCAGUUGCUGAUCGAGCCCAGCCAGAGGAAGCGGAUUCAAAAAUACGCCGCACAAUGAAAAUAAAUAGCCUGCUUUAAGUGUAGGUUUUAGCCACAGAAGACAGUUGUUGGUUAGCGUGUCUUCGGUGUAUUGUGUCGCCGUGAGAGACUAGAACCCCCUCAGCCCCCCCCCGCCCCCCCCCCCAAAGAGCGAGGAUGUUGGUCCCCGCUGGAAGAUAAUGAAGAGGCUGCGCGUUGUGUUGGUGUGCCUCGUUGUAGCUCUCCUGUGCUGGUUCCCCGGUCAGUAUGUGUGUUGUUCAGAGCAGAGCUCGUCUGGCUCUGGUCAGUCCGCGGGGGACGGAAACCCAGAAGGCCGGAAGCAGGAGCAGGAGCAGGACUCCACGCCACACGAGGUGUCGGAGGAAUGGCCGACACACGCGUCAUACGAUAUGGGACUGGAGACAGAGAGAGCGGCACUAGAGGAGCUGGCAACGCACACUGUACACCAAGAACAGACUGUGAAUCCUCGGGACGCGGAGGAGACCGAGCCCGAGACUGUACCCGGUGCCCCUGAGCCAGAUCCACGCCCAGACCCCCAGGCUGACGCGGACCGGCAGCCUGCAGACGCGCAGGACCACGACCAGGACGUCCCCGAGUCCUCCACUCCAGAAGCACUUCCAGCACGGGACGCCCCGGCAGAGACGGUUAGCGACGCCCCGGCUGCACAACCCGGCCCGGACUCGAACUCGGCCACGCCCCCAGAUGAUGAAGACGACGACGACGACGAAACACCUACCUCACACAGCGCCGGCCAGACCCACACAGGUGCGGCGCGGGUUGCCAGUGCAGGAGAUGAACUCCCAGUAGGCAACUUUAUCUUUGCCGAGCACUCUGUUGCACAGUGCGGGGUCGUUCCCCCCAAACUGGCAACCUGUGAAAACUCCCCUUUUGGCAGGCCUCUCUUCAGUGUGGACGAGGCUGGCAUAGAGGACCAGCGGUCGGACCAGAGCCAGAGUUCUGGUCCUGAAGCAGAGGUCCAGUCUACUGCAGGCCACGUGGACCAGGAACAACAACAACAACAACAACAACAGCAGCAGCAGCAGCGACGGCAAGAGCUGGAGGAUGGGCUGUCAGAUUUGGACCAGGAGGGCAACACUUCUCAACACCACCAAGAACAGCAGGCGGGGCUGGGCAGUACCGCCAGUGAGCCCGAUCCCUCAGUGCCGGGCAAAGAAGACAUCCCCACCUUCGACGAGUGGAAGAAACAAGUCAUGGAGGUGGAGAAGAGUCAGUCCCUACACACCUCGACCGGCGGCAGCCCCCACCCGGUGAAGAAGGUCCAGAUGAACUUCAAGAACAACUACGCCUCCGUGGAGUGCGGCGCCAAGAUCCUCUCGGCCAACAACGGGGCCACGAGCACUUCAGCUAUUCUCAUGGAGAAUAUGGACAUUUACAUGCUAAAUCCUUGCAGCAACAAAAUCUGGUUUGUGAUCGAGCUCUGUGAGCCGAUCCAAGUCAAGCAGCUGGACAUCGGCAACUUUGAGCUCUUCUCAUCGACGCCUAAAGACUUCUUGGUUUCCAUCAGUGACCGGUACCCCACCAACAAGUGGGUCAAGCUCGGUACUUUUCACGCCCGGGACGAGCGGAUCGUCCAGAGCUACCCGCUGGAUGAGCAGCUUUACGCUAUAUACGUGAAGAUGUUCAUCAAGUACAUAAAGGUUGAACUCCUCUCCCACUUUGGAUCAGAGCACUUCUGUCCACUCAGUCUCAUCAGGGUGUUUGGUACCAGCAUGGUGGAGGAGUAUGAGGAGAUAGCCGAUUCCCAGUACCCUUCGGAGAGACUGGAGUACCUGGAUGAAGACUAUGAUUAUCCACCUGGCUACCAACCGUCGGAGGACAAGUCCUCCAAGAACCUGCUUGGCUCAGCGACCAAUGCCAUCUUCAACAUGGUAAACAACAUUGCUGCUAAUGUGCUGGGCGGCAAGUCGGAGCUGGAGGGCGGCGCAGAAGCAGGAGGUAAUACAACUGCAGAGGGGGAUGAGAAGGAGAGCACAGACGAUACGGCUGAAACGCCGCCGGACUCCGCAGCACUGGAGGCCGCGGAGCCAGAACUUCCCGCGACCCACGAGGAGGAGGUGGCGGUCUCCGGUGACUCUGCCACACCUCCCCCCUCGUCCCCCGACUCCCUGGAGGACCGAAAGAUCGUCACGCUGGUGGAGGAGGAGGACGAAGAGCCCCGGCAGUCCACCGUCACCCUGAUGGAGGAGGAGGCUGAGGAGGAGGAGGAGGAGGAGGAGGAGAAGAAGAGGAGGGAGGAGUCGACGCGGCGGGAGGCGGACAGGAACCAGUGGGAGAGCCAGAUUUACUGUCCUUUCUCCUCCUUCUCCCUGUCCUUCUCCUGCAUGGCCACCCUGCCCGAGCUGCUCCACCGCUGGUGCUCCGCCAGGCUGGCCAAGGAGCGCCUCCGGCGGAGGCAAGGGAGCACUCGGACACAGACGCACCCCGAUGACGCCGCCGCCGCCGCCGCCCCUUCCCUCGCGUUCACGACGAUGGCGCCGCCGCCGCCGAUCCCGGACCCUGUUCCCGCACCUCUCAAGGAGGCGCUCCCCGUCGCGGAAAAGGCUCUGGAGCCAGAGGCGCCGGUUCAGGGCGAGGGGAAAACCUCGGGCGAGGCGCACGCCGCGCGUCCGAACGCUCCCCCGCCCGCCGACGCGCACUCGCCAGAGCUCAACAUCGUGCUGGAGCCGAGCAGGACGGCCACACUCCCCCCUCACAGUUUCUCAGACACCCACAGCUCCCUGGCGUCGCCCACUCCCACCCACGAGGAGAAGCCGCUCCCUCCCGUUAAAGACGCGGCCGUCGACCCCGCCCCCACCCCCACCUCGGCCGUCGCCGUCCCGGAGACGCAGCAGGCCGGCGGCGCCUCGCCGGCUCCUCCCGGCGGCUCUCACACGCUCGCUGUGGCCUCUGAGACGGCCUCUCCCGGUGUCGUGGUGCCCCCCGUCAAGGAGCAGCCCCCCGUUCAGUCUCUCCCCACUGCAUCGAGGCCCGAGGACCUCAUCCCCCCUCCCACUGAACUGCCCGCCGCUCUCCCGCCGACCGACGCUCACGCAGACGCGGCGAGGUCGGGCGCAGACGGCGGGGACUCGCAGAGACACGGCGUCCAGGCCUCUCAGGAGCAGGGGGACUCCCUCGCCCCCGCCGGAGAGCCCCACCGGGUGGAGGACGCGGCGGACGAGGACCUGUUGGGCACCAACGGCAACGUCCACCGGAUCGCCACAGACUUCUACGCGGAGCUGCAGAACGGAGGGGAUUACAGCGGCGGGGCGAUGGCCGGGAACGGGGCGUCGCUGAACGGGGGCGCGGUGCACGGAUCCAGCCAGAGGGAGAGCGUCUUCAUGAGGCUGAACAACAGGAUCAAAGCCCUGGAGAUGAACAUGAGUCUGUCUGGCAGAUACCUGGAGGAGCUCAGCCAGAGGUACCGUAAACAGAUGGAGGAGAUGCAGCGAGCGUUCAACCAGACCAUCAUCAAACUGCAGAACACCUCCCGCAUCGCCGAGGAGCAGGACCAGAAGCAGACCGAGGCCAUCCAGGUCCUGCAGAGCCAGGUGGAGAACGUCAAGAGGCUGAUGCUCAAUCUCACCGACACGGUCGGUCAGCUGCAGAGAGAGGUAUCCGACCGUCAGAGCUACCUGGUGGUCUCCCUGGUCCUGUGUCUGUCUCUGGGCCUCCUGCUGUGUCUGCAGUGCUGCCGCGGCUCCUCGUGCCCCGCCCCCAAAACCAUCGCUGCUCCCCUCCCCAAGAGCAACCACUACCCCAGCCCCAAGAGAUGCUUCUCUUCCUACGACGAUAUGAGCCUAAAGCGCAGGGUGACCUGUCCGCUGGUUCGCUCCAAGUCGUUCCACUUGUCCUCGACGGAAGUAGGUCCCGAUGACUUGUACAUUGUAGAACCUCUAAGGUUUUCUCCAGAGAAAAAGAAAAAGCGCUACAAGUCAAAGUCGUUGGACAAAGUUGAGGUUCUGAAGCCGGCCGAUCCCUCGGCGCCGCUCUCCAACGGGGUCCUGAACUGCAACGGCUUCCAGCCGUGCCUCCCGGCGCCGCCUCCCCCUCCCCGCCUGCCUCCCCCUCCCCGCCUGCCUCCACCUCCACCUCCGCCCCCUCCUUCUCUCCCGCCGCCUCCCCCCUCCUCUUUGGAAGUGGUGGCGUCACCGCCCACCUGCACCUCCAAGGAGUUCCCCUCCUCGGAGACCAGCAGCUGCAGCUCGUCCACCCACUCCGAGGAGUCCUACGCGAGCCGCCUCCCGCCCCCCUCCCCCGGCCUCCCCUCCUCCGGCCUGUGCAACGGCCACCGCCUGCCUUUCUCCCUCCAGCAGCCGCCCGCCAGGUCGCGCCAGGUGAAGCGGCGGAAGUCGCGGCAGACGGAGCUGCGGUUCCCCGCCAUGCCGGGAGGGGGCGUGGCCUCUCUGCCCAGCCUGCAGCAGCUCAUGAAGGGGAACAAGGAGAUCGGCGUCGGGACCAUCGGGGCGACGGCGGUCACCGGACACGUCUGAGCACUCUCACUUUGACACGACUUUCUAGUUCACACACACACACACACACACCGUGAAGGUAGCAGACGUGUGCAGAGGUGAGAGCUAACUGCGACCCAAAGAACUACAUUUCCCAUGAGCACCCCCACCCCCCCCCCCCCCCCCACAGGCACACCGUGGAACUGCAGCGGCUGCAGCUCGACUGUCAUCCGGUCCUCAUCCUUCGCCCGUCUAAGAGCUGUUUACGGUUACGUGCCUUUAUAUCUGUUCUCAACCUUUUUUUAAAAAAAGAAAUAUGAAAUCUACGGACGCAGAGAGACACUGUGGCGGAAACAUUAAUACAAGUCCAGUGAAGCGUGGUCAACGUGUGUGUUUUUUUCUUUCUUCUUUUUCCACUACUGGAUAAGCACAUUGUCCCGUGACAGUUGAGUACCAGUUUGUUUUUAAUCCCCACUCACGUUCCCACACCCAGAGGGUGUCAAGAAGUAUUAGGCUGCUCCUGUGGAUGAAAUGUGACCUCUGGAGUGACCUCUGGAGCACGACAAACUUAACUGUCAUCCUUAUUUCCUCCUUUCUUUCAUUGCCAUUGUUUAUUUUCUUCCUUCUUUCUUCGUAUUGCAUCCUAACACGACUGCAGGUGUUUGUUAUGGGACCAGAGCGUUCAUCUCUCUUCCUCUUUUUCUCUCUCUCUCUCUCUCUCUGUCUCUUCCAAACCAACCACCAGAGCUGAAUGAAGAACAGGAAUAGAUUUUUUUUUUUUUUUUUUUUUUUAAACCCCUCUCGUCACAGAGACCAUCGCAGCAGUUUUUAGGAUCUUUUCCUCGUCUCCCGAUGAAACUGCCCUCACUCACGUUUAGUUUUGGGCUGGGCCCGAACCGAGAAAAUGCACUUGUUACAGGCGGACAUUGUGACUGCGAGGGGGAAAGGUUAAUAAGGCUUUGAACUCAUAUCUUCUUUUUAUUUUAGUUCCCUUAUUAUUAUUAUUAUAUAUUUUUUUUGUUUUGUAUUUUCUCUCAUCCGCAGCGUCGUGGAGGCCGUGCGCUUCCUGUUCGGGCGUGCAAUGCAUUGUGGGAGCACGUUGGGUCACAGAGCUGAAUGUUUACACUUCUCUCACACACACACUGACAUACAGACACACACACACACACACACAACACACACACACACACCACACGGUCUGACGGACCAGUUUUAUUUAUUUAUUUAUUUAUUUAAACAACCACACUUUGUUUCUGACCCAACUCGCUUGCCGGUGCCAGAGUUCCUCCGCGUGAGACGUUCCCAUGGAAACGUCACAUCGAAGCGCACUCGACCGCACUGACACUUUGGUUCUCCUUGUUUAUUUCUUUACUUUUUUUUUUUUUUUUAGCUUUGUGCUCUGACAUCAU